AUGUUCUCCGUUGUGAUCCCAGGCCGACCAUGCCUAACGGACAUAGUCGCAGUAGACAGCCAACCAAACGGCCAAGCCACCAAAUUCGCCUUCACAAUCCCAUUGAGUCCAACAUUCAGCGAAUUAGUCGUCUUCCUCUUGCCGGGAACAAUCCUCCCACCCAAUACAGGCGCGGCAAUCUACGCCCAACUCCCAGACCCGACAACAGGCCAACCAACCGAUUUCCGCUUCAUAGGCGCACUAGCAAAUGAAAAGCCGUCCGGAAUCUUCACUGUUAGACCACCCAACCCGGUAGGCACAGGGCGCACGGAAGCCGAAGAAGAAGACGACAUGCUCGAUGAAGGCGGGAGCAAUGGCGCCGGCGGCGUUUUAACACUCGGAAUCUCGAUCGAAGAGGUGCAAGCUAUUGCGCCGCAACUUGCUGCGCUUGAAACAGAGAUUGCGUCCGCAGCCUCUGGUUCUGGAUCAAGCUCCACGGCUAUGGUUAUGCAGGGCUCUGGAUCUGCACAGAGGCAGAUCUCGACUAAGGUGCUUGCGCAACGGAUUAUUGGGAGUGCAUUUAACUUCCUGGCUAGUUUCGCAGAGUCAGAUAAGGGGCAGGAUGUUGUGCCGCUAAAGAGUUUCCGCGAUUGGUGGGCUAAGUUUGAGCGGAGGAUUGAUGUUGAUCCCACAUUCUUGGAGCGUCAGGAUCCUAAUGCUAAUUCGUGA
This is a messenger RNA of Penicillium antarcticum, 708 nucleotides long. Its product is annotated as OPI10 family protein. Gene Ontology annotation, biological process: protein import into nucleus. The record is from RefSeq and is a predicted model, not a curated record. NCBI's taxonomy places the organism in Eukaryota, Fungi, Ascomycota, Eurotiomycetes, Eurotiales, Aspergillaceae. The transcript has a single exon. Bases 1 to 708 code for a protein of 235 amino acids. Gene Ontology annotation, molecular function: nuclear import signal receptor activity. Gene Ontology annotation, cellular component: nucleus; cytosol.